AUGGCUGCCCAAAUCGGUGCUGCUCUUGGAUUGUUUAGUGCAAUCUCUUCGGUUGCCAAAAAGAUUACUUCUGCCUUUUCAAAAUCCUCGACCACCACCAGCACUACCACAACCUCUAACACCACCAGUUCGUCAUCCUCGAGCAGCUCUUCAAGCUCGACUGCGUUCUCAUCCAUCGGAGACCUAAUCAAGCUCCUCCCGGCGGGAACUGUUUUCCUCUUCCAAUACCUCAGCCCUAUCACGACCAAUAAUGGGACCUGCAGCGCCACCAACAAGGUCCUGACGUCUAUCCUCAUUGCUGUAUGUGGAAUAUCGUGCCUCAUCUCCUCAUUCACCGACAGUUAUACGGGCUCUGACGGGUCAACCCACUAUGGAAUCGCGACCUUCUCAGGCUUGUGGCCUAGCUCCUCCUCGAGUUCCUCCUCCUCCUCCAGUACAAGCCUCUCCUCCUACCGGCUCCGGUUUAAGGACUUUGUCCAUGCACUUACAGCAGUUAUUAUAUUUGCAAUCCUGUCGCUUCUGGACACAAACACGGUGAAGUGUUUCUAUCCGUCUUUCUUGACCACGAAGGAGAACAUUAUCAAGGUCCUGCCCAUAGUGAUUGGCUCAAUGUCCAGCACACUGUUCGUGUUGUUCCCAAGCAGCCGCAACGGGAUUGGUUCAGCGAGUUCCAGUUCUAGUUCGAGUACCAGCAGCGGGACUUCCUCCGGGAACUCAACCUCAACAGCCUGA
Punica granatum (pomegranate) is the source of this 732-nucleotide messenger RNA. Lineage: Eukaryota; Viridiplantae; Streptophyta; Magnoliopsida; Myrtales; Lythraceae. The record is from RefSeq and is a predicted model, not a curated record.